Molecule: messenger RNA, 1797 nt
Organism: Paraphaeosphaeria sporulosa
Lineage: Eukaryota; Fungi; Ascomycota; Dothideomycetes; Pleosporales; Didymosphaeriaceae
Exons: 3
Coding region: 1-1797 (598 amino acids)
Biological process (GO): regulation of transcription by RNA polymerase II
Cellular component (GO): Set3 complex
Molecular function (GO): protein binding; transcription corepressor activity
Source: RefSeq, a predicted model, not a curated record
AUGACGGUCGAGCCGCUCUCAUCCAAUGUAGUCAACUAUCUCGUCUGGCGAUAUCUGCAGGAGGCCGGCUACGGCAACGCCGCCCUGCAUCUCUCGCGCUGCUGGAUCCGCGACCCCCAGACGCUGCCCUUCGCGCGCGACGUCCAGCCGCACACGCUCGUCAAUCUGCUGCAGGACGGCCUGUGGUUCGACAAGCUGCAGGCCGAGGCUGCCAACGUUGACCAACGCUACCACUUUGGCCGCGACCACGGCCAGCCCUACUCGGUGCGCAACGGCGCCCUCCUCACCCUCGACCAAGGCAUCCCCGCCCACGAGCUCGCCGAGCAGGCCAAUGGCGCUGUCCAGGAACCGCCGCCCAAGAAGAGCGUGAAAAGCAGGAGGAAAGCAAAGCCGAAUGGCGUUGCGCCGGAGCCGCGCGCUCCUGAGCAGGUCAAUGGCGAUGCCAUGGACAUCGACGCCAAUGGCGCCAACCACGUCGCUCCCAGCGUGAACAGCGUGCGGGCCGAGUCCGAAGCGGUAGCUUCAGAGGCCGACUCUCCGACGGUCGCUGAAAUUCCCAUCUCGACUCUCAGCAUCGGCCAGAGUACUGACGUGCAGACCGAGGUCAUCACGGAUCUUGCGCCCGACACCAUCUUCAUUCCCAACCUCGAGGACGCAGAGAGAGUCGUAGAACAUACCUCGUGGGGACCUCCGGAUGCCCCUGUGCUGCUCACUGCUGGCAAAUCGCUUCUCAACAUCCAGGUCAUUCCGCGAGAUGCCGAUAACAUCACUGCAACCGCCGUCCCGCCUCUCGCUCUCAAGUUUCCCAUGGACAAAUACACUGUGACUGCAUUGUGCUGGAUCUCAGGCGAGGACAUCGCUGUAUCCGCUCGCGAAGAAAUAGCCAACGAGACAGGCGAGAAGAUGAUGAUAGACAAGCUUGUCAAGAUCACAGAGGCGGGAGAUGAUUACCAAGUAAUCUCGUCGACUGCCGGACUCGUUAAUACCUUGAGAUGGAACAGAAAGAAGGAGAUGCUGCUAAGCAUAUCGACCGAUGGAGAGCGUGGAUCCAUUAAGAUCUGGAAAAACCACGACGACUCUAUCCCGGCCUGGGCUGAGUUCACCGACACGGUGAUAUUUGAUGCGCUUUGGAUUAGUGACUCGGCCUUUGUAGUGUGCGGCAUUGAGCUUUUCAAGAUUUACGAGAUUGACGAAAUUUUGAAGGUUCAACGGACACUCGAUACCAGGGUUCAGUGGGAGACGCUCAAGUUCGAACCGUGCUCGGGCAUCAUUGCCGCGCUCGGCACCGUUGAAAGGGACACCAGUGUUCUGGGCUAUAUCAAUCCGCGCAGCCCACACGAUUUACAGACACACCAAUACCCAGACCAGUACGCUACAGAUCUCGACUUCCGCAAACGCACCGAUACUGGCGGCGUAGGUCUCUCCUCACCCGGCGCAACCUCGGAUUCAACAGUGCUGCUGACUACGUCCUCGAUGACCGGGCCCGUUCGCAUAUGGGAUGCCAAUGCACCAACCAGGUGCCUCAAGACACUUCCUACCACCGACCAGAGGGAAACUUUCAAAAUCGCAUUCUCCCCCGAUGGCAACUUAUUGGCCGCAGCAGGUCCUGAUGCGGUCACCAUAUGGGAUGUGGACAGGAGAGACGUGCCAAUCGCAACUUGUCGCACUCGUGAAUGGGGCAUGGACAAGUGGAACCCUGGAGUGGAUGGCGAGUUCAGCCUAGGAUGGGAUCCGGACAGCUCGAGAUUGUCUGUCGCCCUCGGUAACCAGAUUGCAAUUAUCCCAGUGACCAGGUAG